Molecule: messenger RNA, 3231 nt
Organism: Hypanus sabinus (Atlantic stingray)
Lineage: Eukaryota; Metazoa; Chordata; Chondrichthyes; Myliobatiformes; Dasyatidae
Product: serine protease 33-like
Exons: 10
Coding region: 990-2603 (537 amino acids)
Biological process (GO): proteolysis; steroid biosynthetic process
Molecular function (GO): 3-beta-hydroxy-Delta5-steroid dehydrogenase (NAD+) activity; serine-type endopeptidase activity
Source: RefSeq, a predicted model, not a curated record
CACAAACAGUGCAGGCAUUACAAUAAAUAAUAAACAGGACAAUAGGGCAAGGUGUCAGGCCAGGUGCUGGGUAUUGAGGAGUCUGAUAGCUUGGGGGAAGAAACUGUUACAUAGUCUGGUCGUGAGAGCCCAAAUACUUCAGUGCCUUUUCCUAGAUGUCAGGAGGGAGAAGAGUUUGUAUGAGAGGUGUGUGGGGUCCUUCAUAAUGCUGUUUGCUUUGCGGAUGCAGCAUGUGGUGUAAAUGUCCAUGAUGGCAGGAAGAGAGACCCUGAUGAUCUUCUCAGCUGACCUCACUCUCCCCUGCAGAGUCUUGCGAUCCGAGAUGGUGCAAUUUCCGAACCAGGCAGUGAUGCAGCUGCUCAGGAUGCUCUCAAUACAACCCCUGUAGAAUGUGAUGAGGAUGGGGCUGUGGGAGAUGGACUUUCCUCAGCGUCUGCAGAAAGUAGAGACACUCCUGGGCCUUCUUUGCUGUGGAGCUGGUGUUGAGGGACCAGGUGAGAUUCCCCUUCCAUCAUCAGAUCUCUGAACACUUCAUCACUGUUCCUCUUUUGCACGUUUUGUUUAUUUAUUUAUUUAUGGGCAACUUGUAGUAAUUUUUAUAAUUUUGUCACAAAUCAAACUUCAGGACUUGUCAAUGAUAACAAACCUGAUUCCUGAUUCUGAGUCGAUGACCAAGUGCCGUCAGUGAUCUCAGCCUCUGGGUGGUGUAACCACCUCUCUAGCCACUUUAUCCUCCUACCUGCCCCCUCGACGAACCCCUCCAUUUCCCAACGGUGCCUCUCACAGCCUGAGGCUGCGCCCAUCAGCAGCUGAGAUAGUUCAAGGCCUCGGGGUCACUGACAUCAAAGCCUGCCUUGUUUAUCCCGUUCGUGCCCUCUGCCGAGUGGGAGAGGGAACUCCUCCCUUCCCCGCCCCUUCCCUCCCUUCCAUUGGGAUGUGCUCCUGCCGCCCCUGCGAUCAGUCAUAGCGGCUGAUCGGAGCGGGACGGGAUGCGAACGGAGCCGGGUCUGGUGUACAUGGUGACCGGAGGCUCCGGCUUCCUCGGCUGCCACCUGGUGCGCCUUCUAGCCGAACAUGAGCAGGACAUCGCAGAGAUCCGCGUGUUCGACCUGAAAUCGAACCCGGUCCUGGGGUCUCUGAAUACUGAGAAAUUGCAGGUGAAAUUAAUCCAGGGGGACAUUAUCGAUGCAGCAAGCGUGCGAGAGGCAGCGAGAGGCGUGGACCUGAUCAUCCACACAGCGGGGCUUGUCGACAUCCACAUGAAAUCCCCUUCGCAAAGGUUCUGGGAUGUGAACUACCAGGGGACACAGAACGUCCUCACUGCCUGCAAGGAACUGGGCAUCAGGUACCUACUGCACACCAGCAGUAUGGAGGUGGUGGGACCAAACAAGAAGGGGGACCAUUUCAUCAGGGGAAACGAGGACACCAACUACAGAAUCUACCACAAGACUGCGUAUACGCAGAGCAAGGCGGCAGCAGAGAAGCUGGUUCUCAAUGCCAACGGGAUGAAGAUUGCAGGCGAGAAGACCCUGGUCACAUGCUCACUCCGUCCCACAGGGAUCUACGGAGAGGAUAACCCUAUCAUGGCAGAGUUAUAUCGAAUGUUUGUGAGCCACGGCAGCCGGAGGCUGCGACUGGCAGGAAAGGAGGUGGAGCACGGGAGAGUUUACGUGGGUUUACGGACGGGGGAAGCACAAUACCCCUGUGGGCGUCGUGUGAUCAGCAAUCGGAUCGUGGGGGGAACGGACGCGAUUGACGGAAGUUGGCCUUGGCAAGUCAGCAUCCAUCAAGACAACAAACACAUUUGCGGAGCAACGCUCAUCUCCGCGGACUGGGUCUUAACAGCAGCGCAUUGUGUAGCGAGCAAUCUGGUGCGCAGAUAUCUGCUAUACUUCGGGCGAUAUCAGCAGAAUGGAAUCAACACUCAUGAAAACUCGUCGUCGGUCGCCUACAUUCUGAUACACAGCAAAUACAGGACUGCUGAAGAGGGUUAUGACAUCGCGUUGCUGAGACUUCCCAGAUCAAUCAGCUUCUCCGACUACAUCAUUCCCAUCUGCCUCCCCAGCAGCACCUACAAGUUCAGCUGUGGUCCCGGUUAUUACAUCACCGGCUGGGGACACGUCGGGGAAAGCGUGAGUCUCAGCAACCCUGGCACGCUGCAGGAGGUUUCAGUGAAUCUGAUUGGACGCGAGACCUGUGAUGCAAUGUACAACAAUGGGAACACUGUCCUCCAGGAGGUCCAACCGAUCACCGACCAUAUGCUGUGUGCUGGCGUGCCCCAGGGAAACAAGGACGCCUGUCAGGGGGACUCAGGCGGUCCCCUCAUGUUCUCUGUCAACGGGGUCUGGAUACAGGUGGGCAUCGUGAGCUUUGGAGAAGGCUGCGGAAGACCCGACCGCCCCGGAGUCUACACCGAAGUGGCCGCCUUCUCCCAGUGGAUCCAGGCGAAUGUGAAUAACCUCCAGUUCGUCUUCCCGGAAAAUGGAUCCAGAAUUGCUCCUGAUGGGUGCAUGAACGGGGCAGAGCAAGUCAGGGGCAUGCUCCUCUUCCCUGCUGCUAGCCUCCUUGUCCUUCUGCUCUGCACCUUUCUCCUGAGCGAGUGAUGGACCCUGGGGGACCUCAGGGGCCGGGCGGGGGGGAGGGGGAGUGUCUAUGUUUCAGAACUCUUGAGCCGGGAAUGAAGGAAUCUUUGGACCACUCCACCCACCUCUCAUGGGAAACGAAAUCUGGGGGCCACCCAGUAUGUUUCUGGGAUCUUACUCUGUUCUGCUGCCUGAGCUCCCAAUUUGGCUGAGGUUAGAUCGGGAGCUUUCCACAGAAGGGAUAAGAUGGGUUGAUAUUUUCCGAGGUCGCCCCUCUCUUUCAGUUUCUCAGUAGAUGGUGUCGGGGAUUCUCACCCAGAACAAGCCUCCUCACUUUGAGUGCCAUGCGGAUGGAGAUUCCCAGGAAUCCCAAGGAUUCCCCUGGUUUGGUCUCUUCGCAGCUCAAGUUCACUUGCAGUCUCCAACAGGAGCAGGCGAUCCCACAGAAUGUCCAUAGAGAGAAAUUCCUCCACCCCGUAGCCUCCCUGGGAGGGGGCAUACUCCCUGCAAGUCCCCUCUCAGAGGCGGAAACCCUCAUUUGUACAAAGUAAGAUCCCACAGGGAUGGGAGGAAUGGAGGGAGAUGGAGACAGUAAAUUAAAAUUGAACUUCAAUCCCAAAACCCUGUUGGAGCAUGAGGGUGGGGGAAG